Messenger RNA from Erythranthe guttata (spotted monkey flower), 1737 nucleotides. RefSeq names its product fatty acyl-CoA reductase 3. The record is from RefSeq and is a predicted model, not a curated record. Gene Ontology annotation, molecular function: alcohol-forming very long-chain fatty acyl-CoA reductase (NADP+) activity. Gene Ontology annotation, biological process: long-chain fatty-acyl-CoA metabolic process; suberin biosynthetic process. Gene Ontology annotation, cellular component: intracellular membrane-bounded organelle. Lineage: Eukaryota; Viridiplantae; Streptophyta; Magnoliopsida; Lamiales; Phrymaceae.
AUAUAGCGGCCCACAUAAAUAGUGUGUGCGCUCUCUCUCUCUCUUCUCAAAACACACACACACAGAGACAGAUUGUUCUGCAAUGGAGUUGGGCAGCAUUGUUGAGUUCCUGGAGAAUAGGUCCAUUCUUGUAACUGGUGCCACUGGCUUUCUUGCCAAGAUAUUUAUUGAGAAGAUACUUAGGGAACAACCAAAAGUGAAGAAGCUUUAUCUUCUUCUGAGGGCUGCAGAUACAAAUUCAGCCAUCCUGCGCUUCAACACUGAGGCAAUAGCGAAGGAUUUAUUCAGGGUUCUGAAAGAGAAAAAUGGGGGAAAUCUAAGUACACUUGUUACGGAGAAAGUAAGAGUUGUGGCUGGAGAUAUUACUUGUGAUUAUUUAGGUGUCAAAGACUCUCUUUUAUUCGACGAAAUGUUGGAACAACUCGAUGUUGUCGUUAACUUAGCUGCUAAUACCAAUUUCGACGAAAGAUAUGAUGUGUCACUUGGAAUAAAUACGGUGGGAGCUAAAAAUGUAUUGAAUUUCUCAAAAAAAUGUGACAAAUUGAAGGUGCUCAUUCAUGUAUCAACUGCAUAUGUAUCUGGUGAAAAGGAGGGGUUAAUAUUGGAAAGCCCAUUAAAAAUGGGGGAAACACUGAAUGGUACAUCUGGGCUGGACGUUGACUUCGAGAAGAAGUUGGUCAACGACACUCUCAAAAAGCUUAAGGCAGACAAUUGUUCAGAUGAUUUUAUCAAAUCAUCCAUGAAAGAUUUGGGAAUUCAAAGAGCAAGAACGUUUGGAUGGCCAAAUACAUACGUAUUCACGAAAGCAAUGGGGGAGAUGUUGUUAGGACAGCUAAAAGACAAAAUAGCUGUCGUAAUCAUUCGUCCUUCCAUUGUUACCAGCACUUACAAACAGCCCUUCUCUGGUUGGGCUGAAGGGGUCAGAACGAUUGAUAGCAUAGCUGUUGGAUAUGGUAAAGGAAGAUUAACAUGUUUCCUUGGUGAUCCCAAGACCGUAAUUGAUGCAGUCCCGGCAGACAUGGUGGUUAAUGCAAUGAUAGCCGCCAUCGUUGCACAUGCAAACGACGAUCAAGGAAACAUAACGGUGUACCACGUCGGAUCGUCCGUUUCGAACCCGUUUGAGUUAGGGUGGCUCCAAGAUUACGGGCAUCGAUAUUUCUCCAAGAACCCUUGGAUCAAUAAAGAAGGAAGGCCUGUCAUUGUUGGCAAAAUCAAAAUCUUAAACUCAAUGGAUGCUUUCCAUACAUACUUAGCCAUUCACUACUUACUCCCUUUGAAGGGUCUGCAGUUAGUAAACAUGGCUUGUUGCCAGUACUUCCAGGGAAUUUAUGUUGAUCUGUGCAGAAAGAUCAAGUACGUUAUGAGGCUGGUCGAGCUUUAUCGACCUUAUUUGUUCUUCAAAGGAUAUUAUGAUGAUAUGAAUUUAGAGAAGCUAAGAAGGGCAGUGAGAGAAAGUGGUGUGGAGAGAGAUUUCUAUUUUGACCCUAAAAUAAUUGACUGGGAUGAUUACUUCAUGAACACUCACAUCCCUGGAGCAGUAAAGUAUGUGUUCAAAUGAAUUAAGUAAUUUAUUAAUCUGCUUUAUUUAAUUUUGUAUAAUUAAGUUUCGUGUGGAAAAUUUAUAUGUAAUAAUUUAAUUUCUUUGAUGAAUUAUUUUAAUCGUUCUUUAGAAAAGCAGCUGGUGAAGAUGUAUCAAAUGUUAUUUAUAUUUUAAGUGAAUCAAUUUUUUUUAAGCUU